Molecule: messenger RNA, 1932 nt
Organism: Impatiens glandulifera
Lineage: Eukaryota; Viridiplantae; Streptophyta; Magnoliopsida; Ericales; Balsaminaceae
Exons: 2
Coding region: 1-1932 (643 amino acids)
Source: RefSeq, a predicted model, not a curated record
AUGGUGAAACCGGACUCAAACCGGUCUUGGGGAUACGUCGUUCCUCUCGGUAAUAUCUUCCUUCAUCAUAAUCUCAACAUCGGUCCCGGCGUCACCAUCUCCUCAAGAAGCCUGAUACGGUCCAAACAAUUCCUGGAAAGGAAGAAGCCGGCCCCCGGUUCCACAGGUGGCCGAAAGAAGGCAACCGGCAAGAAAGCGGCCCCAGCCAAAGAAAAGGCCGAAAGUAAAGGAAAAAAGAAAGUAAUUUUCUCGGAACCGUCGCAGCCAAGGGAGGAGGAAGAGUCGGCUUCCCCUUUCGAAAGAACCGAUUCAGGAAAGACCGAUGACGAAAGAUCGGCCAAUGAAGAAGGGCAUUCGGGCCAAAGUCCCGAUAAUGUCGGUCCUGGCACAAAUCCUGAGACCACCGAGGGCGGUGAAGAGGGUGAUGAAGAAGGUGGUAACGAAGGCGGUCACGAAAGCGGUGACAAAGAUAAUGAGGAGGACGAAGAAGCAGAGGCCGAUAGGGUAGCUUUGAAACUCCUAAAGGGCACUAAAAAGCGAGCCGAGAUAAUUGAGGAGUUAUACCUGGAAUGGCACGAGCACCGGUUCGGCAAACCGUAUAGGCAAAUCCUACCGGACUACACAGACGUGGAAUGCCUCCAAAGACUGAAGAGAGUGGAGGACGUGGUCAUGGAUCUCACAAAAUCCGAUACCAUUGAAGAGGUAUUACACCGAACCUACCUCUUAAAACCACGAGCACAACUACGGAAGCUAACCAUACGCAUCCGGAAGAUUUCGACGAAGUUCGAAGAGGUGGGAUCGGAAGACACCUUAACACCGCUGGUGUUGGAAAGGCUUGAAAAAGCCAAAGGAGACCUUAUUCAAGAAAUUGACCGGCUGGAGGCAAUGCACAGUCAAAGGGAAAUACCGGUCUAUACAGCUCCCCGGAUUGAUUCAAGUCCAGAUCACUGUCCAACACCUCUAAGGGCAAAUUCGGCAACAGAGGAAUCCGAUGAAAGGGCGGAUCCUCCUCUCACCGGGCAAUCUCCACUUACACAACCGGAAGUCUCCGAACCGGGUUUCACAAAAGCAUGGGUUGAGAACCGCUUUCAAGAGUUUGAAGACUCCGAGGUUUUCCCUUUGAAGGAGAAAUUCCAAAGAACCGUCUGCUCGGCACUCAAGUUCGCCAACACUACAUGGCAACUUUUAGAAAGAACAAAGGACCGGUUCUCAGAAAUAGACGAUGAUCAACGGGAAGAAGCGGUUCUGCGCAGCAAACAUCUUAAGCGAACCGUGAUUCUAGAAGAUAGGACUUCCGAGUUACAAGAAAACUUUGACCGGUUUGAAAGAGAGACCGAUCAACGAUUGACGGAGGUUGCUGGGGACCUGACGCUCUCCGCGCAAGUUGCCGAACUGCUGAAUGCUAAGAUAAAUGCGGAUGCCGCGGCUGUAGAGGCUGAUGCCCAAGCGGCUAAGAAGGUUCAGGAUGAGCUGGACGCCGAAGCAAGAAAAGAGAAGGAGGCACCGCGACCAUCGCAACUUACCGAAGAGGAAGAGGAAGCCGAGCGAAUUCGAAGGGCAGAGGCCAAGUUCCCGGGACUUGCAAAGAAAGCAGCCGCUCAAGCUGCGAAGGAUGCUACGCGGUUAGAAAGGGAAAGACGGAGGCUAGAAGGCUUCGCAGACGACAACAAAAAGAAAAAGGCGGCCUCUUCUGUUUCAGUUCCGACAAAGCGAAAGAGGGAACCUUCAAAGAAAGUUCAAAUAGCCGACCUGCUCAAUGAGGUCACUGAAACGGUCAUUAAGAGUAUACCGCAGCAGGCUACUCAAGUCGAAGAGGAGGAUGAAGAACACCUGCAGCCCCGGUCUACAAGACAACGAGUCUCCGAACCGGCCAGUCGACCGCAACCCGUGAAGAAAAAGUGGAACAUAUAUGACUUCUCGGACUCGGAAUAG